Molecule: messenger RNA, 291 nt
Organism: Perkinsus marinus ATCC 50983
Lineage: Eukaryota; Perkinsozoa; Perkinsida; Perkinsidae
Exons: 2
Coding region: 1-291 (96 amino acids)
Source: RefSeq, a predicted model, not a curated record
AUGCUGUAUGCAGCACAGUUUAACAAGGGGCAUCGAUCGGGAGAGUUCAUAUGUGCUGGUGGAAGCGGUGCCAAUGAGGCUAAGAUAAUGCACAAUGACAAGGGCUCAGGGGAUCAAUCUGCUGGUUGGAGGACUUUGGGGACAUUAACAGGUGUGGACAAGGGAUGCUUCACAGUUGACUUCUCCUCUGGGAAGUCCACGGAACCGGAGUUGGUGGCUGUGGGCGGCGGUGAUGGCAUUGUUAGAGUCAUGGAGAUUGGUUAUGAAGAGAAUGAGGGGGGAGACUUGUAA